Paraglomus brasilianum is the source of this 1038-nucleotide messenger RNA. The record is from the annotation of a GenBank genome assembly. NCBI's taxonomy places the organism in Eukaryota, Fungi, Glomeromycota, Glomeromycetes, Paraglomerales, Paraglomeraceae.
AUGCUCCAAGAGAAAUUUCAAGUCACUGUAGUCGAGGGUCGUAAUUUGAAGGGCAGCGAUAUAAUUGGCAAUGCUGACCCUUAUGUAUGCUUGUCGCUCGAUAGACAGAAUAAGCAGAGAACUCGUACUCUUCAAGGUGCUGGACAGAAUGCUUACUGGAAUCAAUCUAUAGAGCUUCAUGCCAACCCUGGACAAAACCAACUCUACGUCGAAGUGUAUAACGAAAACGUCGGACUCGAUCAGUUCAUUGGCGAUGCAGUAUUAACACUGCCUCAGAUACCUCACCACGACCAAUGGAUUCAUAUUCAGCAGAGUGGAAUUCCCGCUGGUGAAAUUCAUUUGACCAUCACUAAGAGCCAAGGACUAGGUUACCAACCUCCUGUUCAACAGGCAUAUGCAUCGUAUCCUUCAUACGGUGAACAACCACCUCAAUAUCAACCUACUGCACCAAGCUCGCUCGGUCCUGCGGGAGGUUCGAUUCCUGCUGGAUAUGGUUCAGCUCCUCCUCCGCCCGUACCAGCAGGUCUACCUGGGUACGCGCAACCGCCACCAGGACCGAUAGGGUUCGCGCAACCGCAACCAGCACCGUACGCACAGCCGCCGCCGCCAGCACCGUACGCACAACCGCCGGCACCAGUACCGUACGCACAACCGCCGCCACCACCACAAGGAUAUCCCGGCGCUUAUAUUCCACAAGCUACCGUUGGACACGAUGUCCAUGGUGUAAAGAGUGCUCAUUCGAAAGACAAAAAGGAUAAGAAGGGAAGUAGUCAUGCUACUACUGGGCACGCGCAACCACCACCAUAUCCUAUUCAUGGUGAGGCAGCCUCUUAUAUGGCCGCUGUUGGGCAUAAUGAUCGCGGGUAUAUUGCUCAACACACUGCUGACCCCUCGUUCUUCAAAGUUGUGAUCAACUAUAUUCUCCAUUGCAAAACAUCAAUCAAAGAAGGCGUUAUGUUACGCGCGCCAAUACAGACUUCGAUUCUACUCGUCCACAUCGCAACAAAACAAUCGUGUAGUUUUCUUGAUAAAUUCUGA